AUGGCUUUUCUAAAAAAUAUACUGUAUAUAUUUUUAUUAACUGUAUUAUUUUUUGCUCCAUUAUUAGCCUUUGGCGAUGACAGCAAGGAAACAGUGUUUCUUCCACCCGAUACUGUAGAGAUUACUGGCGAAUUCACAGAUAAUCCUUUUAGCCAUAUUGUAAAUGGACAAAAGAACACUAUCAAGGUUACGUUUGAUAACAAAGGAGAAACUAAUUAUACCAUAACCAUGAUAGGAGGCGCAUUGGUUAAUAAAGAUAAUCCGUCCGAAAUCUUUCGUAAUUUGACAGCCUAUAAAUACAAUCAUAUUGCACCUUCCAUGGAUCAUGUUGAUCUUAUUUAUAAUUUCUAUGCGGAAUUUCCUCCUCAAGAAUUAGACCUCCUCCUAUAUAUUCUGUUUGCUGAUGAGAAUUUAAAGAAAUUCAAAGGCGUUGCCUAUAAUGGGACGGUCACGGUUGUUGAUCCAGACGUAUCCAUCUUUGAUUUACAACUUCUUUUCAUGUGGUUGAUUCUUAUUAUGGGAUUUGGUGGUUUCUUAUACAUGAUUUACCAAGUCUUCUUCGGAGGGGUUAAACCAAAAAAGACCAAGCGUGCUCCGGUUGUUAAAACAGAGACUACUGAUACGGGAACAUCAGAUUUGAAAUAUGAUGAGAGUUGGAUUCCUGAGCAUCAUUUAAAACCACAAACUCGCACAUCAUCUCGUAAGAAGAAAAAUGAUGCAAAGAAAGAUUAA
Funneliformis geosporum is the source of this 732-nucleotide messenger RNA. Lineage: Eukaryota; Fungi; Glomeromycota; Glomeromycetes; Glomerales; Glomeraceae. The record is from the annotation of a GenBank genome assembly.